This is a messenger RNA of Girardinichthys multiradiatus, 5047 nucleotides long. RefSeq names its product formin-like 2b (gene fmnl2b). Lineage: Eukaryota; Metazoa; Chordata; Actinopteri; Cyprinodontiformes; Goodeidae. The transcript is spliced from 28 exons. Gene Ontology annotation, biological process: regulation of cell shape; cell migration; cortical actin cytoskeleton organization. Gene Ontology annotation, cellular component: cytosol. The coding region runs from base 17 to 3289 and encodes 1090 amino acids. Gene Ontology annotation, molecular function: small GTPase binding; actin filament binding. The record is from RefSeq and is a predicted model, not a curated record.
UGUGAGAGUGUGUGGUAUGGGGAACGCAGAGAGCAUGGAGAGCCAGCUGGCCGUGAUCCGGUCCAGAGCCGCCCCGGUUCGACUGCCGAUGCCCGACCCUGCUGAACUGGAGGAGAGGUUUUCCAUCGCACUGAAUUCAAUGAACCUGCCCCCAGACAAGGUGCGUCUGCUGCGUUCUUAUGACAACGAGAAGAAGUGGGAGCUGAUCUGUGAUCAGGAGAGAUUCCAGGUGAAGAACCCUCCUCACACCUACAUCCAGAAACUGAGAGGCUUCCUUGACCCGGCUGUGACACGAAAGAAGUUCAGACGAAGAGUUCAGGAGUCGACACAAACACUCAGAGAACUUGAGAUUUCUCUCCGUACAAACCACAUCGGGUGGGUCAGAGAGUUUCUAAAUGAGGAGAAUCGAGGUUUGGAUGUUCUGGUUGAAUACUUGUCCUUCGCUCAGUACGCAGUCACGUUUGAUGGUGAGCAGUCGGACACUGGCAGUGAGGCGGGUUCCAUCGACUCACCCUGGAGUCGCUCUAUAGAGGAUCUCCAUGGUGACUGCAGCCUCCCGUCUCCUUCCUCAUCUGUUUCUCGCUCGGCCCGACACUCCAUCAGCUCAGCUCUGGUGACUCGGUCCAACACACUGCCAAGUCGUCGAACCCUGAAGAACUCACGACUCGUGUGCAAGAAGGACGAUGUUCAUGUUUGCGUCAUGUGUCUGAGAGCCAUCAUGAACUACCAGUAUGGCUUCAACAUGGUGAUGUCCCAUCCUCAUGCUGUCAAUGAAAUCGCUCUCAGUCUGAACAACAGGAACCCCAGGACCAAAGCUCUGGUUCUGGAGCUGUUGGCAGCAGUGUGUUUGGUCAGAGGAGGACAUGAGAUCAUCCUGUCAGCCUUCGACAACUUUAAAACUGUGUGUAACGAGGCCAUGCGUUUUGAGAAGCUGAUGGAACAUUUUAAGAAUGAAGAUGACAACAUCGACUUCUUGGUGGCCUGCAUGCAGUUUAUCAAUAUUGUGGUGCACUCAGUGGAGGACAUGAACUUUAGAGUUCAUCUGCAGUAUGAUUUUACCAAACUCAACCUGGAAGAACACCUAGAGAGAUUAAAGCACACAGAGAGUGACAGGCUGCAGGUUCAGAUCCAGGCAUACCUGGACAAUGUGUUUGACGUUGGGACACUGCUGGAGGACGCCGAAACAAAAACCGCUGCUCUGGAGAGAGUUGAAGAGCUGGAAGAGAACCUUGCUACAAUGUCCGAGCGUCUGCUUGAUGUGGAGAAUGAAGCAAUGCUGAAGAUCGUUGAACUGGAGAAACAGCUGAUGCAGACCAACAAAGAGCUGGACCAACUUCGGGAGGUGUAUGCCAGUGCCAACUCUCAGGUGCACACCUUAAGACGGAUAGUUCGGGAGAAAGACCAGACCAUUCGUCGGCAGAGUCGUCUGGAGCGUCAGGCCCAGGAGGCCCAGCAGUCUGGAGGACCUGGAGCUCCUCAGCCUCAAAGAGGGGAGGGAGACGGAGGUGUAGCUGACUCUUCUUCCCCCUCACCUCCGCCUUUUCCUACACUGUCCCCCAGCCCUGAGACUGUGGCCUAUCACAGCAUGGGACCAGGGAUGGGUGGGGCUCCAGGAAUGCAAGCCCCACCCCCUCCUCCUCCACCACCACCACCAAUGCCAAGCACAGUAUCCAACGGACCCUAUCCUGCACCUCCCCCUCCUGCUCCUCCUCCGCCCCCCCCUCCACCUCCACCACCUUGUAGGACCAGUGAGCUUUCCUCUGUCCCCAUGCCCCCUCCUCCUCCUCCUGUGGCCCCACCUCUCCCAGGGUCAGGGGGGUCACCGACCGUCAUCUUUAACUCCGGGCUUGCAGAGGGUCCUCUCAAGCUGUUCUCCGUGAAGAUCAAGAAACCCAUCCAGACAAAGUUUAGGAUGCCAGUCUUGAACUGGGUCGCUCUGAAACCCAGUCAGAUCAAUGGAACCGUGUUCAACGACAUUGAUGAUGAGUCCAUUCUACAGGACCUGGACAUGGAAGGGUUUGAGGAGCUGUUCAAAACCAAGGCUCAGGGUCCAGCAGUGGAUCUAACUCUGUCCAGACAGAAGCUUCCACAGAAAGCUCCAUCUAAAGUUUCUCUGCUGGAAGCUAACAGAGCCAAAAACCUGGCCAUCACCCUGAGGAAGGCCGGCCAGGCCUCAGAGAUCAUCUGCCGUGCCAUUCACACGUUUGAUCUCCGGACAGUUCCCGUCGACUUUGUAGAGUGUCUGACACGUUUUAUUCCAACGGAGGCCGAGGUGAAGCUUCUACGGCAAUACGAGAGGGACAGAAAACCUCUGGAGGCUCUGAGUGACGAGGAUCGAUUCAUGAUGCAGUUCAGCCGGAUUGAAAGGCUCAAUCAGCGCAUGACCAUCAUGACGUUCAUGGGAAACUUUGCAGACAACAUCCAGAUGUUGACUCCGCAACUUCACGCCAUCAUCGCUGCUUCAGUUUCAAUAAAGUCAUCUCAGAAACUGAAGAAGAUUCUAGAGAUCAUCUUGGCUUUGGGGAACUACAUGAACAGCAGCAAGAGAGGGGCUGUGUACGGAUUCAAGCUGCAGAGUUUAGAUCUGCUGCUGGAUACAAAAUCGACGGAUAGGAAGCAAACACUGCUUCAUUACAUCGCCAACAUUGUGCGAGAGAAAUAUCCUGGAGUGACUCUGUUUUACAACGAGCUGCACUAUGUGGACAAAGCUGCAGCAGUAAGUCUGGAGAACGUGCUGUGUGACGUGAAGGAGCUGCAGCGCGGCAUGGAGCUCACCUGGAGAGAGUUUAGCGUGUCUCACAAUGCCACACUCAAAGACUUCAUCAGCAGGAAUGAGUCCCGCCUCAACAAGCUACAGGAGGACGCACGUAUCGCACAGGACGCCUUUGAAGAUGCAGUGAAGUUCUUUGGAGAAAGUUCCAAGACAAUGCCACCAUCCGUCUUCUUUCCCAUCUUUGUCCGUUUCAUCAAAGCCUACAGGGUGGCGGAGGAGGACAAUGAGCAGAGAAGGCGACAGGAGCAGAUGCUCUUAGAGAAACUGGAGCAGGAGGAGCAGCAGGAGGAGGAGGAGACCAAGUCUCCAUCUCACAAAGGCAAACGGCAGCAGCAGGAGCUCAUCACAGAACUCAGACGGAGACAAGGGAAAGACAGCCGCCAUGUGUACGAAGGGAAAGAUGGCGCCAUCGAGGACAUCAUCACAGCAUUGAAGACGGUUCCUUUUACUGCUCGAACGGCCAAGCGCAGCUCUCGCUUCUUCUGUGACCCCGCCCACUCUGAAGAGCAUUACUGAGAUAUCUGAGCUAACCGCGCCAACUCUAAAGCAAUGGGACCAAUUAGCACUUUGAACAUUUCUGAUCGAUUAAUGUGGAUGGAUCACAUCGUGUUUUUGUUUAAUGGUCACAGGCCAAGAACCCAGACCUCCUGCUGACCUCUGGUGCUUUUUCUUUACAUCAGAACUAACCCAGAUCAUAAAAAAAGAUCAUUAAUGCAUGACAGGGUAAAUACCGAUGGCUUUCACAAAGAUCUAAGGCCAGAUCUACGGCCCUGUGGCCUGCUGUGGUAAUUGGGAACAAGACGGAUGGACCAGAUACCUUUAGGUACACUUAUACUGACAGUGUGUUUCUGAAGAAAUAAACAUAGGUAUUAAGUAGAAAUCCAGAAGAGCUGGUAACAUUCUGACAAAGAUACACAAGGUGCCAUAAAAACAUUCCUGAUUGUCCUGGGUUGACCUUAGAACUCAGGGGUCAUUACAACAUGACUAGGUGCUAAACAACACAAAGAUGCCAUCCUUAGACCCUUCCUCUAGACAUACUCACCACCCCUGGUGGCGCUUCAGGGCAGGCCAAGGAGCAGCUGGGUUUUUGUAUUAUCCUGGAACAGAACCAGGACAGAAAUGUGCUUCUUCAAACACAUAAUAGCUAAUGAAGACAAACUGAAAAGAAACACCCAACAGCUCUGGACUCAGCAGGUUCACCCCCAUAUAAAACCAGGGUUUUGCUCCUUGGUCAUCAGAUCUGAGGUUCAGUGGUUGUUCUGGGUUUCUUUGGUGUAAGUCCAUUUGUACAGGGUUCAACUCUUUUCACUAUAUUGUAUUCUUCUAUGUUCUGCUGUAUUUACUGGCCGUUACCGACCACGGGUCCACAGAAACCAGCUCCACGUUUUAGAAAUAGAGUGACUUUCACCAUCCAAAAUCUAGCUAACUACGCCCUCUGACCCAACCACAGUCAAACUCUGGGCCCAUAUUCCUGAGGAAACACUUCUGUUCACCAGAUUAUUUUUGGACUACAGCUUAACACCUGUGACACCAGUAGGGUCAGGGAAACCGAUCAGAAGUCAGUCUGACUGAUGUUCCUAAAGUUCCUUCUUGUGACUCUGAUGAAGGCACAGUUUUAGUGUGGGACUGAGGGAGGUGCUGCAGGCCACAACAGAACCAGGAGACUUCAUUUAUUUGGACCCCUAUGAACAAGCUUUCUAAUCAUCAUCCAAAAGUAAAGCGCUAAAAAAGGCAAACUGAAUCCACAAUGUUGGAGGAGAAAAAUUAGUGUGCUGCUUUGGUUCUGGGCAGAACACACCCUAAAAGAUAGGAGUACCAAGAAAGACCUGUUAGACAACAUGAGUACCCUCACUACCUGUAAAAGCACAGGAGCACCCAAACACUCCCAUUAGAAUAUGGUGGUAUCGGGAUGCACCUUUACAGCACUAUGGUACCCUGACCCUACCGUUAGAACUUGGUGGUACUUGGAAACACCUAUUAGAACAUCGUGAUACCCGGACAAUCCUGUUAGAACAGUACCGGUUGAUGCUGUUGCUGCACCAUCAACCCUCAAACAUGAAUGGAGUUCUCACAAUCCCACCCAGAACCUUACCCUGGCCCCAACCUCUUUUUAAUUCAUUUAAGUCCAAAUUUAAAAAAAGUUCAGAGCACAAAGUUUUCUAUGUGUACAGACAUUUUCUAGAAGGUUCGAUAGCUACCUGUGUGUCUAUCUGUGUGUUGGUUGUUGCUGUUAUUUUGCACUCGGUGGAAAUAAAACAAACCACUUCUACAUCA